AUAUUUUGAUAGUUUUUUUUUCGUUCUUGAUGGAUUAUAUCGUAGCUUCUUGUUUAUAUUCCUUGUUCAAUCAAAAACAAAAAAUAUUACCAAGUCCAAUUAUUAUUUUUACAAAUAUUGCUAAGACAUCAUUGCUGUUUAUAAGAAGUUAUUUGACGAUUACGACGAUGUAAACAAAUUAUUCAAACAAAUACCCUGCAAUUUUACUCGAAAUACUGACAAUAACUGAUAGACAACUCAACAACCGUUCAUUUGCUUUAAGACCGAAACGAUGAGUACAAGAUACAAUUCUUGUUGAAUGAAAAUAUUUUUUUUUGGAUCGUCAAAUACAUUAAAUCAAAAUGAGUUCACCAGUAGUUACACGACGAGGUGCACAAAAAGCGAAAAUACAGACGCGUGGUAUGGUCAAGCAGGAGGAAGCUCGCAAACCGAGUGCAGCUUUGUUAGAGGCGAAAAAGAAAGCUCGUGAGAAAUUAAACACUAGCGCUAAACGUCCAUCAGGUGAAGGGGUUUUGAUUAGAGAUAUUUACCAGUCUAUGAUGGACUCGAUACAAAUGGUUCGCGGUGAGACUGGCUUAAUUUACGAUGAUCGAAUGGCUGAGCACCGGUGUUUGUGGGAUCCGAAAUUUCCUGAAUGUCCUGAAAGAUUUACGCGAGUUGUCGAUAGAUGCCAAGAACUCAAAUUAAUCGAACGUUGUCGAAGACUGACACCGCGUGAUGCCACAGUCGACGAAAUAUUAACGAAACACACGAAAGAUCAUUAUGAAUUGCUCAAAAACACCAGCCAGUGCACGAAUGAAGAGAGAUUGGAAGAACUGAGCUCAAAGUUCGAUGCAAUUUAUAUUCAUCCGACAACAUUCCAACUAUCUCUACUCGCCGUUGGUAGUACCAUUGAACUGGUGGACAAUAUUUUAUCGAAUAAAAUACAAAAUGGUAUGGCCAUAAUCAGGCCACCUGGUCAUCAUGCCAUGAAGGCCGAAUACAACGGCUAUUGUUUCUUCAACAAUGUUGCCAUCGCGGCUCAACAUGCGCUAGACAAUCGUGGCUUAAAUCGCAUUUUAAUUGUUGAUUGGGAUGUCCAUCACGGUCAAGCGUCACAGCGGAUGUUUUACGAUGAUCCGAGAGUUUUAUACUUUUCCAUACAUCGUUACGAGCACGGCAUGUUUUGGCCGAAUCUGCGUGAAUCUGAUUUCGAUUGGAUUGGGGAUGGUGACGGGAGGGGAUUCAACUUCAAUAUACCUUUGAACCGGACGGGAAUGACGAACGCUGAUUAUUUGGCCAUUUUUCAACAGAUUCUAAUUCCAGUUGCUAUUGAGUUUCAGCCAGAAUUAGUCAUUGUAUCAGCUGGCUAUGACGCAGCGUACGGAUGCCCUGAGGGUGAAAUGGAAAUAACACCGGCAUGCUAUCCACACCUACUAUCACCACUGCUAACUUUGGCCAAUGGAAACGUUGCAGUUGUUUUGGAAGGAGGAUAUUGCUUGCAAUCAUUGGCAGAAGGAGCCGCUCUGACGCUCAGAACAAUCCUUGGCGAUCCGUGCCCGACCCUGGUUGAACCACUAAGCGAACCAUGUGAUAGCAUUCAAGAAACCAUUUUAAAUUGUAUUCAACUACACCGUCCACACUGGAACUGCCUACAAACGAAUGGAACAUAUACCUUGGAAGAGUAUAACAAUUUUACACCUCAAAGUGAUCUGCAUAAGGUGGUGCAAGCGUACAAUUGGACCGAGCCAAGGCAAGAACGAUUUUUAACCAGAGAUUGUUAUCCCGUCCAGUCUGAAGAAUUUCUGAAAAAAGUGGCCGAACGAUUGACUUCAUUAAGCAUUGCGACGAAUCUAAGUGUUCCGCCAAAUCGAGUCUGCUAUGUCUACGACGAAAUGAUGUUACUUCACAGGAACCUUUAUGAAGAUCAUCCUGAGCGACCAGAACGACUUGAAAUGAUCGAGCAACGAUUCAAAGAGUACAAUCUGUUCGAACGUCUGCGCAGGCUGCCGGUGCGUAGUGCUACAACCGAUGAACUGUGUCUAGCUCAUACCAGACUACACAUCAAUUCAAUGCGUAAAAUUGUGGAAUCGAAAGAGCUGCAAGAGAGUGGCGAGAAAUUCAAUUCCGUUUAUUUCCAUCCGAAAACGUUUGAGUGUGCGUGCGUCGCUGCCGGGUCAGUGCUUCAAGUGGUCGAUGACGUUUUAAAUGGAAAUAGUCGAAGUGGUGUCUGUGUGAUUCGGCCACCGGGACACCAUGCGGAGUCGGAUCUACCUCACGGAUUUUGUAUAUUUAAUAAUGUGGCUGUUGCGGCUCAAUAUGCAGUCAGGGAUCACGGACUCAAACGAGUCCUUAUUGUCGACUGGGACGUCCAUCACGGAAAUGGCACGCAGCACAUUUUCGAAUCAAGUCCAAACGUCCUGUAUGUGUCGAUCCAUCGAUACGACUACGGACAUUUCUUUCCACGGAGCGAAGAUGCAAAUUUCAAUGUUGUCGGUGAGGGCAGUGGAACCGGUUUCAAUGUGAACAUCCCGUGGAAUGCUAAAGGAAUGGGUGACAUGGAAUACAUAGCUGCCUUUCAACGUAUCAUUUUGCCAAUUGCUUAUGAGUUCGCACCCGAACUGGUGUUAAUCAGUGCCGGUUUCGAUGCUGCUCUCGGAGAUCCAUUGGGCGGCUGCAAAGUGACACCGGAAGCGUACGGUUACUUCACUCAUUGGUUGUCAGCGUUAGCCAAUGGAAAAAUAAUUGUGUGCCUUGAAGGCGGUUACAAUGUCAAUUCCAUUUCCUAUGCAAUGGCUGCCUGCACGAAAGCAUUGUUAGGCGAUCCACUACCCGUCCUGCUGACAAAUAAACGACUCAAUUCCAGUUGCGUCGAGACCAUUCAAAAUGUACUAUCCGUACAACAGAAGUACUGGCGUUCCUUGCGAUUCAACAAAAAGUUGCCCAACUUUGAGAUACAACGUUCGCCCAUCGACGAUCUGUACAAAGAAUUCAAUAAAGUUAAUAUUGCCGAGAAAAAGGCCAGUGAUGGUGAUACAAAUUCAGGAAAGAAAGGCGAUUCAUCGCCUGGAACCAGUAGAGAUGUGCAACCAAGUACCUCAACUGCUGCGGCAUCUAACAGUAGUGCAGCCAAAACGUUGGCUGAAUUUUUAGCCGAAAACAAAAAUGCCUUACAAAACGAAGAAAUGUUCGCCGUGUAUCCACUGAAAAACUGUCCACACUUGAGUAGCCUGAAUCCUGAUCUGUUUGACUCCAUUGACACAACGAAAAGUUGCAUGGAAUGUCAAUCAACGAGUGAGAAUUGGAUAUGCCUCGGUUGUGCUCAGGUGUUCUGUGGACGAUUCGUAAACGAACACAUGUUGUACCAUCACCUGGACAGUGAUCAUCCGUUGACGCUGAGUUUUGCCGAUCUGUCCGUAUGGUGUUACAAGUGUGACUCGUACAUUGACAAUCCGUGUCUGUUUAAGUAUAAGAAUUUGGCGCAUCAGAGCAAAUUUGGCGAGGAAAUGGUAUGGUCGUACGGAAAUACGUUAGAAUUAGACGCUCAAUCGAGUAGUACGUUAUCUUGAUUAAGUGAGAUUUUGAUUAAGUUUUUCCACUAUUGGUUUUUUGGGUUUUCUAUAGGCUUGUAAUCAUUGAUAUAAUGCGCUGAAAGACAAAAUUUAAAUUUAGAUAACUAACCAAAGAACAACGGUAAACACUUACAAUUUUUUGAGUUUGUAAUAAUUUAAACUGUUUGAUGACAACUUACAUGAGUAGUAAAUCGAAAACUAUAUUUUUCAUUCGAAAAUAAAUAAUUUGUUACUAACUCA
This is a messenger RNA of Bradysia coprophila, 3791 nucleotides long. It is a transcript of the gene HDAC6, whose product is annotated as histone deacetylase 6. Gene Ontology annotation, biological process: epigenetic regulation of gene expression. Gene Ontology annotation, cellular component: histone deacetylase complex. Gene Ontology annotation, molecular function: histone deacetylase activity; zinc ion binding. The record is from RefSeq and is a predicted model, not a curated record. NCBI's taxonomy places the organism in Eukaryota, Metazoa, Arthropoda, Insecta, Diptera, Sciaridae.